CCAAACAUCCAAGCAAUAACCAGUCCACAGACAACACAAAGCAGAAUGAGACUAAUCAUUCCCCUCCUCUUCCUCUUCGUGCUCAACAAUGCUACCACCAUAGACCACCACGAGGACCCAGCGCCGACGCCAGCAAUGUGGCCGGAGCGCUUCCACGCUCUUCUGUACAUGAACCUCAGCAGCACCAAGCUACAGCUUUCUGACCUCUGGUACGAUUGGCCUCGCGGGCUAAACCUUAACCUAAUGCAGAAGCAGCUCGGUCCCUUGCUCCAUGAUGUCGAGUGGAACAAUGGCACCUCCUUCUAUUUUACUCUAACGGGCAGAGAGGAGUACUGCCGCGUGGUUGAGUUUGGGGUGGGAAUUCCCCGGCCGGACUUCCUCGCCGGAGCCACCUACUUGGGCCGCCGGAGAACCGAUGGAUUCCUAUGCAACCUUUGGGAGAAGAUCGGGUUUAUUUGGUACUACGAAGAUGUGGUCUCUCAUCGCCCUGUGCGUUGGGACUUCUAUGACGGAAUAUCCACUCAUGUUAUGACAUUUGAGGUGGGAGCAGUGCUGGAAAAGCCCAGGUUGUGGCAGGCACCGGCUUAUUGUUUUAGCGGCGGCGGCGGCGGCGGCGAAGUUAGUGUUGAAAAAUGGACAAAGAAUGGAGAUGGCCAUAGUUUAAGGAAACUCAUUUCAAGAUUUUAGGACUUGUUAAGAAAUCCAAAGAAAUAUCAGACUUCUCAUGGCAGACCUUUUUCAGAAAUCCAUCAUCAUUUGCUUUAGUGUAUUAUGUUAAUAUGAACAUUCAUUAUGUAUUUCCAUAUUAAAAGGACAGUCGAUGUGAGGUGAAAGUUGUAUAAUAUGGCAUCAAUAGUUUGGCUUAUACAUAUUUCAAAUGGCAGAAUAGAAGGCACAUAAAUUGUC
Messenger RNA from Phalaenopsis equestris, 906 nucleotides. RefSeq lists its product as uncharacterized. The coding region runs from base 46 to 687 and encodes 213 amino acids. The transcript has 2 exons. NCBI's taxonomy places the organism in Eukaryota, Viridiplantae, Streptophyta, Magnoliopsida, Asparagales, Orchidaceae. The record is from RefSeq and is a predicted model, not a curated record.